Molecule: messenger RNA, 2194 nt
Organism: Elaeis guineensis (African oil palm)
Lineage: Eukaryota; Viridiplantae; Streptophyta; Magnoliopsida; Arecales; Arecaceae
Product: zinc finger protein STOP1 homolog
Biological process (GO): response to acidic pH; response to aluminum ion
Source: RefSeq, a predicted model, not a curated record
GUGAGGAGUACGCUAUCCCUUCUCAUUCCAUCUUCCAAUUUAAUGUCAAUUUUACUUUUUGAACGUUGUAAACAAAGAGUGGUCAAACUGAGAGAGAAAGGGGGAGAGAAUGUGGGGAGGCUGUGGAAUUUGGAUAUGGAUGCUUAAAUGGCUUAGGUUGGAGCGGAGACGGACCGGAGCUCUUGAGGGCAUCGACUAGAGAAGGGUCCAGAGGCCUAAUCCCUUCUCAGAUUACCUCAAAUAUCUCUUGAUAAAUUCCUUAAAGAAGCACUUGGAUUAGAGGGCUGAAUUUGAUGUCUUAUUGGCAGAGGAAAUGGAUCCCAAGCUGAGAAUAAAUUCAGAAGCAUUGGCAAAAUCUUCUUGCCAAAUGAUGGGAGACACAUCAAGAAAUUUCAAUCUGGGCCAGCCAUUUAUCCAAUUCAACCCAAUAAAUCUAUGUUAUGGUGGUGGACCUGAACAAACCUUCCCAGAAUUUCCCCCUACUCUAGGCACCGAAGCUCGUAGCUUAUAUCAACCAGAGCCUGAGGUAAAGAGUGCAAAUCAAUUCAAACCAAGUCCAAAUGUCAAUAAUACAAUUCUGGAUUGGAAUCCAAGAUUGAUACUGAGCAACCUCUCCUUCCUCGAGCAAAAGAUCCACCAAGUUCAAGCUAUAGUACAGUCUAUCAUCAACCAGGAAAGUCAGUUCUCCAACCGAGCUAACGAAAUGUUCGCUCAGCAACAGCUUGUGACGGCAGAUUUGACUAGCAUCAUAAUUCAGUUGAUUUCAACAGCAGGUUCUCUUCUUCCUUCCAUCAAGAAUACACUUGUCUCAACUAAUCCUUCAGCCGGUCAGCUGGGCAGCUUCAUUGGUGCUCCCACUAGCUUUGGCUUAAAUGUGAGUCAGCAACAGAAUGCGGUCAUACCUAUGGAGGUACCCAAGGCUUCAGCAUGUGAUAAGCUGAUCGAUGGUUUAAAUAAAGAUAGUUGUAGGAAAGAAGGCAGUGAGCUGAUCAAAGGUUUGCAUGGUCAUGGGAAUGAAGAUGUUGAGCUGAUUAAAUGUCUGAAAAGUGAUAGUGAGGGAACUGAGCUUGCUUCUCUUGAAGACCAUGAUGUGAAGGACAGUGAUGAUGGUGUUGAUGGAGAAAACCUUCCCCCUGGUUCUUAUGAAGUCUUGCAGUUGGAGAAGGAGGAAAUUUUAGCACCACAUACCCACUUCUGUGUGAUAUGUGGGAAGGGAUUCAAGAGAGAUGCGAACCUAAGGAUGCACAUGAGAGGCCAUGGAGAUGAAUACAAGACCCCAGCUGCUCUUGCCAAGCCUAACAAGGAAUCAACCUCAGAACCAGCACUUAUAAAGAGGUACUCCUGCCCCUUUGUAGGGUGCAAGAGGAACAAGGAGCACAAGAAGUUCCAACCUCUCAAGACAAUCCUCUGUGUGAAAAACCAUUACAAGAGAAGCCACUGCGACAAGAGUUAUAUCUGCAGUAGAUGCAAUACCAAGAAGUUUUCAGUCAUUGCAGACCUGAAAACUCAUGAGAAGCAUUGUGGUCGUGACAAAUGGCUAUGCUCGUGCGGAACAACAUUCUCAAGGAAGGAUAAGUUGUUCGGGCAUGUUUCUUUAUUCCAGGGCCAUACACCUGUUCUUGCAGUGGAUGAUGCCAAGGUUUUAGGAACAUUCGAUCAAGCACGGCCCAAUGAAGUGAUGAAUGAUAUGGUGGGAACUUUGGAGUAUAACUUUGCUGGGAGAACCUUGGAUGAUGUUCAGAGUCUCAAUAUUAAAGGUGUUGAUGUUGGAACGGGCUGUUUCUCUCCUAUGAAUUUUGAUGCCUGUAACUUUGGAGGACUUGAUGAGUUCCUACAUCCUGCAUCUGAAGUCUCUGAAGGUCCAUUCUCCUUUCUUCCUUUUGGUUCAAGUAAUUUAAUUCAAGGAAGUGGACAAAACUGACACCCAUCCUCCCAUUAUGGUGGCAAUGGCUGAGAAGCAUCAUUGACUACCAGGAUGCAUUCAGUUUUCUACAUGAUUUCGCUAAUAAUAUCCUUCCACUCUUUCGAUAUGUGGUUGGAAGCAGUAUAAUUCAACUUUCUAUGUUUAUCAUAUUCCUCUUUCGCAAAUAUCCUGUGAUGUUUAGUAAUUAUAGUUUGACUCUUAAUGUUCAUGUUACCAUAAUAUUUAACUGUGUUCUGUUCCUUUGCAAUCUAUGGAUGUUUACUAUAUUGU